AUAAAAACACGUAGUAAAUGCGGAAGUUUGGCUGAAGUUCGUCCAGCAGCUGAAAAACAAAGCGAGUCGUUGAAGUUGGACUUCACAGCUGCAAACUUUGUUUUUUUGCGAACAGGAAGACACCUGAACGCUCAAUCAUGGCUGACAACACCGUUUACACCCCGACCACGGCUCCGAACCCCAAAUCCUCCUGGUUUGCAGUCCCAUCAGAGAAUAUGGAUAAAAUCCGCUUUAUUGUCAAAAUCAUCGAAGUGCUGCUGUCCUUCGUGGCCUUCAUCACAGAGGAGGUGGUGAACAGCUGCAUCACCUGCUCCUCUCUCUACUUCUUCGAGUUUGUCAGCUGCACGGCCUUCCUCUUCACCCUGCUGCUCCUCAUCCUCCUCUCCACCACGCUGCACAGCAGGACGGGCAUCACCUGCUGGCCCAGCCUGGACUUCGUGUACACCGGUUGCAUCGGCCUGUUGUUCCUCAUCGCCUCCAUCGUGUUUGCGUCAGAUAACGGCGGCACGACGAUGGAGAGAACCGCUGUGGCGUUUGGCUUCUUGGCGUCCGUGAUGUUUUUCGUCGACCUCGUCUUGCUUGUGAAGAAUAACGGGUUCCCCUUUAAGUCAGACGGGAAGGCGGCGCCCAGUAACGGCGGCCCGGUGACGACGGAGGCUCCCCCCGAGACGGAGAAACUCAACACGCCGGCAGAAUAAGUCUUCAGGGUUUUUUAUGUUCAUACGUGUGCGUUUGUUAUGUCGAGGUCAGAUUAUUUUACGCAUUAUUCCUUUAUUGUGGUGACAGGAGGCAGAGCUUCCAUUUCUUUAAGUCGUUUAAACUCGUCCACAGUUUUGGACGCUUUGUGCUGCGAUUAUCAAUAUUAUCAAUCAUUGGAUAAUGAAUCAAUCGCAGUGCAGAGCGUCCAACGGUGUUUGUAAAAUCAGCACGUGUGUUUUGUGUUUGAUAUUUUUAAAGAACAGGAUGCAGACGAUUCUCCCUGUUCAUUCAAAAAUGAUACUUUUUAAGGAAGAGCAGAGACACUAAAACCACAGAACCACUAAAUAUAAGAAAGAUAUAUAAAUAUAAGAGUUAGAAACUGCAGCAACACCUGCAGUACAGCUAUGAAACAACUUUUAGUCUAUCGAACAAAUUCAUUGCAAGACAAACACUUUUCAGCUUUUGGUUUUGCAAUUAAGUUGUUUCAUAAAUUAAAAGUGUUGCUGGAGUUUUGGCUUCUUUAGACUUGUUUUCCUUCUUCGUGCACCUUUGAAGCAGCUGAAGUUUUGCCACUCUGCUUCUGCAGUUUGUUUUUUAACAACACAAUGAUUUUAAUCAGUAUAUGGGUUUAUUAUCUGUCAUUUAUGCUGUAUUUCUCUAAUAUCGUGCAUUUUAUUAGCAGCUUUUCUCCACAUUGACAGCAAAAACAAAUACUGUGCCACAAAAUUCUCUGAAAAUUGAAAGUUUUCGGUAUCAGUCACUGACCUGUGGGUCAGGACACCCCAUGGUGUCCAAGAACAAUCUGAGGGGUCACAAAUGUUUAGAAGGUAUUUUUCCUCAUCUUUUUUUUCAUGUUAACAUAAACAUGCACACUUAAACCUCCUCAGAUCACAAAAAAAAAAUCUUUCAAAUGAAUCAGACGAGGAGAAAUCGUUGUUUUGUAGUAAAAGUGCAAAAGUUGGCUGUAAACGAGUUUAAGUAAACAGGAGAGCUGCGUUUUUUCUGGAUAAGAAGCACUAUAAUGUUUUUAUUUUUCAACCACAUGCACUGAUUUGUUUUUCAAUUUUUAAGGGUUUCAGGAUUAUAAAAAGUUUUUGUCUCCGAUUAAAUAAAAUUUUAAUAUUUAGGCUGUAAUCUCUGCUGGACGUCCAGUAGAGGAGCUUGUUUUAGUUUUACAUGAACUGAAUUACUGAUGUGGUGUAAAAUAAUUAAUCAUCAUGAGGACCUGUAAAAGCAUGGAUGGAUUUGGCUUAUUUUCUUUAAUUAAAUACUUGUGGAGACAUCUCUAUGUAAUAGAAUUUAAUGUGGAAGUAGACUACUUAUAAACGUUGAAAUAAUUAAUUUAAAAAUAAGGCCUUAAUU
Messenger RNA from Plectropomus leopardus (leopard coralgrouper), 2061 nucleotides. RefSeq names its product CKLF-like MARVEL transmembrane domain containing 6 (gene cmtm6). Gene Ontology annotation, cellular component: membrane. The record is from RefSeq and is a predicted model, not a curated record. NCBI's taxonomy places the organism in Eukaryota, Metazoa, Chordata, Actinopteri, Perciformes, Serranidae.